Molecule: messenger RNA, 252 nt
Organism: Dovyalis caffra
Lineage: Eukaryota; Viridiplantae; Streptophyta; Magnoliopsida; Malpighiales; Salicaceae
Source: the annotation of a GenBank genome assembly
AUGUUGGACUAUGGAGCCUCUGAAAUGCCUUUAGAGAAAAUGUGCUUUGAAGAUUUGAAAUCAUACCUGGCAAAGAACCCUGAUUGUAGGCGCCUACGAGCAUCUAUGGAAGGGUAUCUUGAUGCCUAUAAUCCAAUAGCCUCUGGUACUCCAGCUGGAAUUUUCAUCAAUCGGGUUGAGGAACUUGAGUUUGAAUGUGUUCCAACAUCCCUCAUGGAGGAAGUGCUUAAGUUUCUAAAUGUAAGCGCAUGA